AUGACAUUAUGUCAUGUGUGCUUAUGUGAAUUAAGCAUGAUAUGCUUAUUAACCUUUUGUUUAUGUUUGUCCAAAGAUGUCAUACCAGAUGCAUAUGGCUGGACUGCAUUAGGAGCUUUUACUAUUAAAUGCACAACAGAGUUUUUCAUCGUGUGGUUACUAUGUUUCAAUUUAUUAUGCACGCCAGCUACUUCAGUGGCAGAUUCCGAAGCUGCACCACUACUAAAACCCUCACCCACUACAGUUACUACAAUCGAAAUUAUGGCAGAUGGGACGAAAAUAAUAAGAACGAAGGCUGUCAAAACGCUAAAAAAGAAGGGGGCUAUUCUAGAAACCUUUGGAUUGGCAUUGCAUAUAUGGCCUUAUCACAGUCUAAAGCUUCAACUUUUUGCCGCUUUGAGUGUUUUGCUGAUGGUGGCUAGUUUGGCAGUAAAUAUCUGGUUGCCAUAUAAAAUUGGUUUGAUUACAGAUGGAGACAUGAAAGAGGGUCAAUUUGCAUGGUUAUCUAUUGUUGUCUACGUUGGAUUGAUUUACCUUCAAGGACAUCUUGGAAUACUCCAAUCCUUACAAAGCUCAUUCUGGGCGCCUGUGAAUUCCUAUAUGAAUGAAAAAGCUCACUCAUUUAUUAGUAACUCACCAAAUAAUAUCUCUAACCAACGAUCAACUGUGUCAUCGGACAACGUAACGCAUAGGAUUGACCUGUUCAACAAGCUAAUAUUUCGCGCGUUUCCGAUGUUCAUGGAUGUUAUACUAGUCUCUUUAUUUUGCAUUUUUGUUUUUGCGCCGAUAUUUGGUAUCUUGCUUUUCGUUACAGUAGCAGUAUAUAUGGCUGUCACUAUUCUAUUAACAGAACAACAGUACGAUGUGGAUGCUCACAACCAUAGCGAACAAGAAAGAGAAAAUGCUCCUACUUCAGUCAAACUUCGAAUUGUACAGACAGCCAUCUUAACGGUGGGUUCCUUGGCCGGCUCUCUGUUAUUUGCAUACAAGGUAUCACUUGGUGGAUUUAGUAGUGGAAUGUUUGUAACAUAUAGCGCGUUUCUUGUGCAGCUCUGUCAACCACUGUAUCAUUUUGGAGGAUUGUAUAAAGUGAUUCAUAGAUUAGUUACUCAAGUCAAUCAAACAACUGAGCCAUCAGAAGUGAUAAAAGAGACAGUAAAGUACAUAAAGGCGGGUAGUUUCAAUAGAGAAAAUGAGCAAGUAUUAGAAGACAAUAUUGGUCAAAUGACAAGUAAAAAAGAAGACUAUGGCUCAAUUGUAGUUAGCUAUAAUGCUUCCACAGAUACGUCAAGUAGCAACACCAUCCCUGAUGCUGCAACACGAAAACGCAAAGACGACAAAAAGAAUUGCUUGGGCAAUGCAACUCUUGAAACAUACAAGAGUCCUUUCAAGCGCCUGACUAAGGUAAACCUUAAAGUUGGUCAAAGAGAAAAAAGGACACAGUACACGGUAGAUACUAUUGAAGUGGAUAACGAAGAACAAAAAGAACUCAAGAAGAGUAUGAAGGUUAUACUAAUCGAGGAAGAGACAUAUGUGAGACCAAUGAUGUUGGAAACAGUCGAGAUUGAAGAAAUAAAUAAUUAG
Messenger RNA from Rhizopus microsporus ATCC 52813, 1584 nucleotides. RefSeq lists its product as uncharacterized. The coding region runs from base 1 to 1584 and encodes 527 amino acids. Gene Ontology annotation, cellular component: membrane. Gene Ontology annotation, molecular function: ATP binding. The record is from RefSeq and is a predicted model, not a curated record. The transcript is spliced from 4 exons. Lineage: Eukaryota; Fungi; Mucoromycota; Mucoromycetes; Mucorales; Rhizopodaceae.